GGUGGCAGAUGAAUUGUGUGUUUGGCGUCCCUCGUGAUAUUUUUUAAUGGUGUAAGUUGUGCUUUUUUGGAUUAAUUUAAAAAAUAAUUACAAUGGCUGAAUAUUUGGCAUCAAUUUUUGGGACGGAGAAGGACAAGGUAAAUUGUUCGUUUUACUUCAAGAUCGGUGCUUGUCGACACGGGGAUAGAUGUUCACGUAUUCAUAACAAGCCAACGUUUAGUCAGACGUGUCUACUACAAAAUCUUUACGUUAACCCACAAAAUUCUGCUAAAAGUGCAGAUGGCUCUCAUUUGGUGGCAAAUGUGUCGGAUGAAGAGAUGCAAGAACACUACGACAACUUUUUUGAAGAUGUCUUUGUAGAGUGCGAAGAUAAAUAUGGAGAAAUCGAAGAGAUGAAUGUUUGCGACAACUUGGGAGAUCACUUGGUAGGAAACGUUUACAUUAAGUUUCGCAGAGAGGAAGAUGCUGAAAGAGCAGUCAACGAUUUAAAUAAUCGUUGGUUUGGUGGCAGACCGGUUUAUGCUGAAUUAUCUCCAGUCACCGAUUUUCGAGAAGCCUGCUGUCGUCAAUACGAAAUGGGCGAAUGUACUCGCUCUGGGUUUUGUAAUUUCAUGCAUUUGAAACCUAUUUCAAGGGAACUUCGUCGAUACCUGUACAGUCGUAAAAGAGGAGGAAAAAUUCGAUCCAGAUCACGCUCUCGUUCUAGAGGACGUGAUCGUAAACGUAGAUCUCGGUCUCGUGAAAGAAGAUCUAGAUCUAAGGAUCGUAAAAGACGAGACGACAAAGGCAGGGAUGGACGAUCUGGACGUUACUGAUUAUUAUUCUUUGAUUGUCAUUUUUACAUAAAUAAGUUUAUGCAUUCAAUUCGAAUACUUGAUUAUUAUUAUCAAGUAUUAUUGUUACAUAAUAUGCAAGUUUUGGAUCGAUCCUUGCUAUUAUGUAAUUUUGACCAAAUGAAAAAGAUAAACAUUUAUUAAUUUACUUAUAUAUACAUAUUGUAUAGAGAAACAAAAAACAAACAGCGCGAUAAUGCAGAUUAUUGCUUCUAUAUUUUUUAUCGUAAAACUGUUAUCUUGUAGGUAAAGAAAGUAACAGAUAAAAAGGGUUUUAUGUUAAUAUACUGAAUAAUAAUUAAGUAAUGAAAUAUGUAAUAUAAUUUUGUGAUUAUAAAUAUGAAUUAUAAGCUUUUUACGUGGGUGUUGUACAAUAUUAACUGUGCAACAUGUUGACGAAGCUAUGCACAAUUUUGUUUAUAGUUUUGUAAAAAAGAUAAAUUAUGAAAUACGAUGUAUAAUUUUUCUAG
Messenger RNA from Polistes canadensis, 1303 nucleotides. Its product is annotated as splicing factor U2af 38 kDa subunit-like. Gene Ontology annotation, biological process: mRNA splicing, via spliceosome. NCBI's taxonomy places the organism in Eukaryota, Metazoa, Arthropoda, Insecta, Hymenoptera, Vespidae. The transcript is spliced from 5 exons. The record is from RefSeq and is a predicted model, not a curated record. Gene Ontology annotation, molecular function: metal ion binding; pre-mRNA 3'-splice site binding. The coding region runs from base 93 to 815 and encodes 240 amino acids. Gene Ontology annotation, cellular component: U2AF complex; spliceosomal complex.